AUGUCCUCAGGCGAGGCUACGUGCUGGAUACGUGAAUUGCUGGCAGCAAGCCAGAUUCAGCAGCCCUGGAGGUUUUCUAGUCACAGUUGCAAGUGUACCCUUCUCACCUGGGCUGGAAUGUGUACCCUUUUUACAAGGGAGGAAAGAACACUGUUGGGGCAUCAUGUGGAACCUCAGACACGAUCAAGCACCAUCUACAACCGGGAUUCUCAGAUCCUUUUACAGUACAAGGUUCUGAAACUUAUCAACUUGAUCAGGACUGGAAAUCUGAAGCCAGACGUUAGCCGGGCUGAGCGUUUGAGCAUGAUGGUUCAAAAGGGGACAAAACCUCUUGAUGAGGAGGUUGCUGAGUUUUGGCAAGACCCCGACAUUGAGGCGUCCGACGAAGAUAGCCAGGAUGUUGAUUUGGAUGAGAUUGGGGAACCACAGAGUGGCCUUGACAAUGCACUGGAGAGCGCUCGAGACCCAGUGCCUCUUGAUGGUUCUGACUUGACAUGGUACAUGCAUGCUUUUACAGGAGUGGUCCACGCAGCACACAAUGCCUCCGUAGGAGAAGAGCAGCGACUGUUGUGCGGCAGAGCGACCACGGUGAAUUUGAAUCUCACCGACCCAGACAGUGCAGAGACAAAGAACAACAUACUCAUUGUGAUUGUUUCGACCGUUUCUGUGCGGGCAAUGGCUCUGGACUCAGAGGCUGCAUUUCAGUCAAGAGCUUUAGAGGUUGGAAUCAGUUCAGCCGAUGUCCAAGCUUUGAAAACAGGAGGUAUCAAUAGCUACUCUCGAUAUGCCUUUUGCUGUGCAUAUCAACCAGGGAGUGGGAAUGAAGAUGUGCUUUUUGACUAUUUGGAGUCAAUCUUGGGUGCAAAGCCCGCUGGUGCAGAUGCGUCGAACUAUAGGAGACUUUUCUUUGAGAGUCAUGCACUUGCAUUGAAAGAUUUGGAGAGUCGUUUGAAUCGCAGUGAUGCCUCUGAACUGAAGAUCCUACCUUUGGCUGAAAAGGUACAAAGGCUUGAGGCCUUGAAGCGGAAAUUUCCGGGGAUCAUGCUUAGCACUUCCAUGGAACCAGGUCAUGAACUUAUUGACAGAGUUGUACAUCAAUAUGAGGAAAACUGCGUGAAGCUUGUGGAGCUCAGCAAGUGCACUUCGCGCGAACAAGAGAUCAAAAGUGAGCGCUCCACUUCUCAGCUUUCAUUUGAUGCUCAAGGGAAUAUCAAAGUUUCAAAACAGAGCGCAGUCACAGAGUGCUCAAUCAAUGGAGAGAUCAAGUUGAGGGCUGCAUUCACAAGAAGGAGUUUGGCUUACGAUUUGGCCAACAUAGCAUCAUUUGAAGUUUUGGAGUCAUGGUCGCAGCUUUUAUUUGACAGAAUCUGCCAGGAGCCACCCACAGGGUACCGUCACAUUUCAACAGACCAGAUCAUUCAUGCUGAUCGCAAGUUGUGGGUGAAAGUAGCAGAGACCACAAGGUCCAAGGUUACGGGAACAACUGCAGAGGGCAUCAAGAACGUUGAUGUUGCUUUGAAAGAGCUUGCGCACCAUCCAGACGUUCAAUUUCAUAUGUUGCCACUGCCAUUGAGAGAGUCUUCACAGUCUUCCUCGUCCAACCAGAGGUUUCAGCCAUAUCAACAAGAUCGACCUCAAGGAGCUCAGCAACAGAAGGGCAAAGGCAAAAGUGGAGGCAAAGAUCAGGGCAAAGGGCGCAUACAGAUUCCAGAUGGUUGUGCAAUCAAGUUUGGGGAGAACAAGAAUAAGCCCAUCUGCAUGAAGUUUAACGUUGGAGCUUGCCGGACAAACGUCAAGGUUGCUUUGAUUUUGUCAGAUCUCACCCAAGAGCACUCUCAACAGACCGCCUUGGACAUGGUUCGACAACUUCGACCCAUCGGAAUUCACUUGGGCCUUCCUUGCGGCACUUGUUCACAUGCAAGGGAUCGCCAAUUGCCGGAGCACCUGCGGGGUCAACACAGUGCACCACCACCUUUGGGGUCAGCAGAGCACUUGAUGGGUCUACCUCAUCUUAUUGGCACCAACUUAGCAAAGGUUCAAGCGGCCAACAAGCUUUACAGUUCUGGUUUGGAAUUUGCAACAGCCCAGGAAGCAGAAUGUCCCAAAGUCUUAGCCAACCGCAUGGCAGCAUGUCUACGACGUCAAGCCGAACGUCAACAACUCCAGCUGGGGCCUCGCUUGUCCUCGGCUCAGAAGGCACGACAUGCCUGGGGAGUUCAAACGGUUAAGGGACAACCCCUCAUUCCGGAGUUCAAAGACUUUUGUCAUGCUGAUGCAGCACAAAACCAACCUGGAUAUAGACUUUUGGCAACUCCACUACAGGGGGCGCAACACACAGAGUUGCCUUCAGAGGAUGAGAAACAACACGAAAGCGAACAAAAGAGGGUCAGAAAGACCUUCAAGUAUGGCAUCCAGUGGAAACCUGAGGAGUUCUUUGAGCAGGCGAAAUCUGUCUUGCACCCAAAGGAUCCCCAAAAAGCUUUGCCACAAGUGUUGAAGGAGGCUGUAAUCCAUGUCAUGGGUUCCAGCCCAGUUGAUGUUGCCAAGCACCGGUUGAGCGUGGUGCUGACGCUUCACAGAAAGGCAGCUGAGCUUGCGACAGAAGAACAGCAACUCAAGACAAUGAUGGAUCCUCAAACAGCUCAUGUUUUGGCCAACAAACGAUGUCAUACCAAGCCACCGAAUUUUCCGGAUGACUGCAAGCCCUCUUUGAUUUCAGUGGACGAGCUCUUGGAGUCUUCGGUCUGGCGAAGAAAAGCCUUGAUGGGUGCUGAGCAGUCCAAGGUGGAAGAUUCCGUGCAGGACGAUCUUCACGAUGCAACUAUGAAGGAAGUCGCAUUGGGACACUUGCAUGGACCUUACCCCGAACAGGAGGUUACAGAACACUUUGGAUCGGACAAGUGGCUUUUCAACCCUAGGUUUGCCCUCUACCAAGGGUCUGAGAACAAAGUAAGAGCGAUAGAUGAUGGGAAGCGGUCAGCUUUGAACCUUGCGUAUACCACCAACUUCAAGCUUGAGCUGUAUGAUGUAGAUACUCUUGCGGCCCUGGUUGCGGCGGUUACGGAUAGCUUGCGAGCCGGCAAGGUGAGCUUUGACAUGGACGAUGAUACAGUCUGCUCCGUGCCAGUCCAUCCGGAAGUGGCAUCAGAUGCAUGGUCAGGGCGGACUCUUGACUUGUCACGGGCGUACAAACAACUCGCACUGGAUGCCUUUUCCAUUUCUUCACAGCUUUGUCGUGGACUGGGAAUCAUUUGUGAGCAGAAACAUGUUGAUUUGGUGGCAGUGUGGAUCGAGGAUUCCAGGCGCGUGGAACCACUGGCGAAACGGCUGAGAGGUGAUGUCAACUUGGAUCCACUGGAAGAGCCGCUGAUCAGGGAACGUUUUUCUGGUAACAACAGUUCACGUUGGGGGACCCCUACAGUGAGUGCAGUAUUUGGGGAAGCGCUGAACACAAGACCUGCAGGUAGACGUAAUUUGAGUGAUGAAGAGGUGAAUGCUAGGAAACAGCGUGAGGACCAGCAGAAGGAGUAUUGGUCUAGGGAACUGUACCUGGAAUUGAAGAAAUUUGAAGCUCCGGCGCUGCAACAUCUGGAGCAUUGCGUCAGUGAUCGCCAUCUGCAUAUGGCCCUGGCAGGUAGGACAAGGUACAACACACUGAAGCGUUAUGUCAAGACUUGGAUGGCCUUCAUGCAGUGGCUGGAAGCAGCAAAGGGAGUAAUUGACUACCCGGUCCCUGGAGACCUGGUGGAAUAUUUAUUUUCUCGGUUUGACGAGCCCUGCGGUCCGACCAUCCCUGGCAUGAUAGUCAAAGCAGUCACCUGGAUGGAGCGUACAGCAUGCAUAGACGAUAGAAUGAAGGUAGGAGAGUCACAGGUAGUUCUGUCAGUCAAGGACUACAUUGUGGAGAUGCUGUCGAAGGACUCACCACCGAAGAGGAGAGCACCUAGGUACCCGGCGGUUUUCUUGGAGGCACUAGAGCUCAUGGUGGAGAACGACACCUUACUGAUGGGCACUAGGGCAGUAGCUUGGAUCAAGCUCUUCAAGAUCUGGGCUUCACUUCGUUGGGACGACAUUCAAAAGGUAGUCCCAAAGGAGUUGAAGUACUACGCAGGGCGCAUGACCACAAUCCUGCGUAUUACAAAAACGACAGGGCCUACCAAGAGGGUACAAGAGUUGCCGGUUUGUGUUUCAGAACAUGCAUAUGUUACAAGUCCAUUUUGGUUGAAGACGGGUUUCGAUCUCUUCAAGACACAUGCAAACUUUGAGCGUGAUUACAUGCUUCCGAAGUUGAACAGGGACUGGUCCAGUUUCAGGAGAUCCAUGGCAACGUACAAUGAUGUCACUUCAUAUUCUUCAUAUGUGCGAAAAGCUGCCAAGAGACCGGGAACGACGGAACCCCUUUUGGAUCCGUCCCUGUCGACAUUCUGGACAGAGCAUUCAGAACGAGCAACACUCCCAACAGGGUUAGCCCUCCUGAGAACGGCAAAGGAGGAACGUGACAUGUUGGGUCGUUGGAAGCCAGACGGUUCAGACACGUACAUCAGGAUGUACAAUGGUGUGGUGGCGAGGCUCCAGCAACAAUAUGCAAAAGCUGUACGGGCAAACAGCAGGACUGGACUCUUGGAUGAAAGAGAUGUCAUCGAAAGUGCAAUGUCAUGGCUCACUGACCGAUGUGAACAGUUGCCUGAGCAUCAGGUGCAAUUGAUCAUUUCCCACUUGGAGGAUUCUAUGCGCUGGCAGGUUCAGCCUGGGUGGGAGUUGGCCGGACAGGUCGAAGAAGAAGAUGUGCCGGAGGUCACACCGUCGGUGCCCAAUGCACAGCCUUUACAGGUUCAGAAACAGCAAACGGAGAAAGAUGCCCUAAAAAGGGGUGGAGCUGAUCUCAGAUUUACAUUGUCUCGAAACGAUGUUACAGAUGAUUUGCAAGCUGCUUUCUUUACGAACGGCAUCACAACAGUUCAGAAGUUUUCAUCUUUCUUCAGAUCAGAAGAGGACCUUAUUCAAGUCAUGAAGGAUUCCUUUGCAACAGAUGCAGAUGAUGGUUUGGAAGCAAGGGCGCAGCUGGCCUCAGUGAUUUGCGCCUGGAGAGAGACGCAAACCAAACAAAAGAGACAAGCAGAGGUUGAGGCUGAGAUGGACACACGUGAGUGGACGAAGCCAAUACCUACAGGUGAUUACAUCAACUUACGGAAUGCAUUCAUGAGGGCUCAUGGAAAGGUUGAAGAUAAGGUAACACCAUCGAAAGAAUACCUUGAGAAGAAAUUGCAAGAACUUGAGAACGGUGAAUUCCGUGCUGAACUGCUGUCGGAGGUUGUAUCAAAAGACGAAGUUGACCCGGACAUCAUGGUGCCGGUCUUUGACUCCAAGGGGUCGCUCUCGGUGAAGAAGGGCACAACGACGGUGGCGCUUCCGACGGGGCCUGAGCAACUUAGGAGACGGCUUACAGUGAUGUUGCAUUGUGUCAUGAUGCUGGCAUUGAAACAUACAAACCGUGAAGAGAUUCAAGACAUGAGCCGCGACACCAUGGAGCGCUACAAGGAUUACAUCCUAGGCGAUUAUGUCUGGGGCUUGUCAUCGACUGACCUUCAGGGAAAUCAGAUACAGACGCCGCCUUGGAGUCUUGUCCUCAGCUAUGAGCAUGCAGUGCGGAAGCGUGCAUACAAUUUGAUGGUCACGGAACAUUUGAAAAUUGGAGCAGCAUUGGAACAGGCCUGGAAAUGCCCGGUCACAAAGGAACGUCACUUCAUCACGCCCUUGGCCCUCUACAGCAAACGUUCCAAUCCAAGAAGACAAGGCGCCUUUGGACACAACCGGAUCGGUCUGACCUACGGAUGCAAAGAAGCACAACGAUGGAGGACCAGCCUCCUCAAGGUCGAAAUGGUGGACAUACAGGUGAAGCCACAUUUAGACCUAACUCAGAAAGCAGUCCAGGACUUGGGUGCCAUCAAGUCAGGUCAGAACUUUGGCAAGAGACCGGGCAGUAUGUGGCAAUUUCAACAAUUUUCUGACGUGUUGCAGCAAGAACAGGACUCGGACAGACAGAACUAUGAGGUUUUGAAACCAGAUGGCAGGAAGUUAGCAGGGGGGCUUGGGAGCCCUCGUAAGUGUCAGCCACCGGGCAAAGACCGGUCUUUUCAUGAUGGAGCUGGACUUCUGUCAAUGGGGAGAUGGGACGUGGAGCAAAGGAUAUGGAGCAAGGGUGUUUUUUGGGAAAGGUUGAGAAAAGGAACGAUUGAGUUGAUUGAGAAGCACCUGGGGGAUGAACGAGCUUUGGACAGGGCUUGCUUUGAGAUGGCAGUACGAGGUGAAGCAGGGUGCCAUAUUGUGCGCGACGAGAAGCUCAAGAGCGACAUACGCCUUUUCUGGAUUGACCUGCUGAAACAGCAUGGGUCGAAACAAGAGGGAUUGGACCAUGUGGCCCCAGGGCAACCUUUCCACCUUAGACUCAUGAAAGAGUUGCUUGCGUUUGGAGAAGAUGCAGACAGAGAAUUUUUGUUGCAGGGCGAAGUGGGUUAUCCUGUUGGUGUCCUGACCCCUUUGCCCAGGACGCCGCACUGCUAUGAAGAACAAACAGCUUGGCGAUUAGAAGACGACCCACACAUGCAGGAGGAGGUCUGGCGUUCCAACUACCAAUCGGUAGGGGAACAUGUACAAUUUGUGCGGGAGCAUUUCACGGAGGAGUGUGCGGAAGGCUUGAUGGAGAGACUCACACUGGAUCAGGCGAAGACCAGAUUUGGAGACAAGAUUGCAAUCUCCUCACUUGCGGUGCUGGUGGAGCAGAACCACCAGGGGAAGAAGAGAGUGAUUCAUGACGCCACCCACGGGACAAAACUGAAUAACAGGAUCAGAUGCCGUGACAAAACCAGGUCUCCCAGUGCGAGAGAGAAACAGUACCUCUUGGCAUACUUCCAGGAGAACAAGCGCUCAAUCUUCAGCUUGGUGGGUGACAUAAGUAAGGCCCACAGGCGCUUCCUCCAUGCCCCAGGAGAACGCGGUUUGCUGGCCUGCAGAGUCUUGGACACCGACGACCACAUAUAUAUAAACAAUGUUGGAACCUUUGGAGUGGCUUGUGCAUCAUACUGGUGGGGACGAAUUGCAGGUGCAGGGAUCAGACUGGUGCAUGAGCUCCUGGGGCCACAAAUGCCGGUGGAGCUGCUAUUGUUUGCAGACGAUCUGGAAGCUUUGGGUGCGAGUGCGGGAGGCAGGAGAGGGAUAACCCUCGCCUUCCUUUACAUGUCUGUUUUGGGCUUCCCCUUCAAGUGGACAAAGCAGAGGGGAGGGCUUAGAGUGGAAUGGAUUGGACUCUUCUCUGACUACUCUGUUUACAAGCUGGGACUGUCGCCAUCCCGGGCGCGCUGGAUGCACGAUUGGGUGAAGGAGCUUGCAGACACCGGCACAACAACUGCAAAGAACUUCGAGCAAGGGCUGGGCCGCCUUGGCUUUGCGGCCAUGGCCUUAACAUGGGAGAGGCCCUUUUUGGGGCCUCUUUAUAGCUGGUGUGCGGCUGUCAGAACGAAGCGUGGAGCCCUGAGAGUGCCUGCAAUGUUGAGGACCAUUUUGCGUUUUUUGGCGAAAAGGUUUUUGGCUGGUGGCGACUUGCAAUGCCCGCCUCCACUCAAGCGACAGGAGGGCGAACAGGUUAUCUUUUUUACAGAUGCCAAGGCCACAGAAAAAUCAGCAUGGAUAGGGGGCUUCAAGCAGGGUACAGACGGAAAGGUGCUGGCAUGGUUUUCUGAAGAGGUGCCGCUUUCCCGGGCGCCGUGGUUGAAACUUAAGAAGGACCCCAAGAGGAUAAUUGCAGCCUUGGAAUUACUAGCCAGUCUGGUGGCGGUGAAACUGUGGAUGCAGCCGGCGCAGCAAAGCUCUGAGGCCGUAUGCUGGUUGAGGGGCAAAACGGAUAAUCAAUCCAACACCUACGCCUUGACGAAAUGGAUGAGCACGAAGUUUCCCCUUACAAUUUUUAUCAUGGAGAUGUCGGAGUCUUUAAGACUUGGACGCUGCAAUUUGACGCUUGACUGGGUUCCGCGUGAAUGGAACCAAAUGGCCGACGAUCUCACGAACCAGAAGUUCGACAAGUUCUCCCUGCAGGACCGCAUCAGGUGGGAUCCAUUUCAACAAGAAUGGCUGGUAUUAGAAGAAUUUAUGGUUCAUGCAAACAGUUUUCAUGAUGAGAUGAGAAAGAGGAAAUCGGAGCCUCAGGUUCAAAUGCCCAGGAAACGAAAAAGAGUUUCUUCCCUCAAACCUUGGUGA
Molecule: messenger RNA, 8250 nt
Organism: Cladocopium goreaui
Lineage: Eukaryota; Dinophyceae; Suessiales; Symbiodiniaceae
Source: the annotation of a GenBank genome assembly